Molecule: messenger RNA, 2618 nt
Organism: Solanum tuberosum (potato)
Lineage: Eukaryota; Viridiplantae; Streptophyta; Magnoliopsida; Solanales; Solanaceae
Product: G-type lectin S-receptor-like serine/threonine-protein kinase RLK1
Exons: 2
Coding region: 17-2455 (812 amino acids)
Biological process (GO): recognition of pollen; protein phosphorylation
Molecular function (GO): protein serine/threonine kinase activity; ATP binding
Source: RefSeq, a predicted model, not a curated record
CAUAUUUUCUCUUGCAAUGUCUGAUUAUAUUUCUUUUUUUCUUGUAAUAUUUCUUCUUUUUUUCUUUCCAUCACACAAUUUAGCUCAAAAUGAUGGUAGAAUAUCUACUAGUAGUUCUAUUAGUGCAACAAAUGAAAGUACCCCAUGGCUUUCACCAUCUGGUGAUUUUGCAUUUGGUUUCAAAAAAAUUGAAGAAAAUAAAAAUGAGUUCUUGCUUUGUAUAUGGUACGCAAAAAUUCAAGAAAAAACUAUAGUUUGGUAUGCUAAUAUAAGUGAUUUAGUGCCACAAGGAUCAAGAUUGAAUCUUGAUUCUCAAAGUGGUUUAAUACUUAGUGAUCCUCAAGGGAAUACUCUUUGGACAAGUGAUUUGGUUUUCAUUGGUAAUAUUGAUUAUGGAUUGAUGAAUGAUAAUGGGAAUUUUGUUGUAAUGGGAAGUGAUUCUAGUGAUCCAUUAUGGGAAAGUUUUAGAAAUCCAACUAAUACUUUGUUGCCAAAUCAAACAUUGGAAAGAGGAAGCUUCCUUGUUUCUCAAAAGUCGCAAAAUAAGUUCACUCAAGGUAGAUUUUAUCUUCGGAUGCUUGAUAAUGGAAAUUUGGUGCUUGUUACACAAAGUGUGCCUUCGAAUAUGGAUUAUGAUGAUGAGUACUAUAACACUCAAACUUCUGAUCCAACAAAUGCAAUCAAUUCUGGGGAUAAGUUGGUGUUCGAAGAGAAUGGCAUGCUGUAUGUAUUGAAGCGAAACAAUGAAACACAAAUUCUUACUCCGCGAUCCAAUCAUUUAGGUUCGGACAAUUAUCAUCGUGUGACACUUAACUUUGAUGGAGUUCUUAGUCAUUAUUAUCAUUCAAGGAUUUUGAAUAGCAGUGGCUGGAAUAUUCUGUGGUCUCAACCGGAUAAUAUAUGCAUCAAAAUUGAUGGAGACAACGGACCUGGUUCUUGUGGUUACAACAAUGUAUGCAGUCUUGGUUCAAACAACAGACCAGUUUGUAACUGUCCUAAAGGAUAUUCGUUGGUUGAUCCGAACGAUGCUUAUGGUGACUGCAAACCAGAUUUUUCUAUAAGUUGUGAUGAAGUUGGGAGGGGUUCACCUGAUGAUUUAUACAGUUUUAUCACGAUUCGUAAUACUGAUUGGCCGAAAUCAGAUUUUCAGAAAAUUAGCCCUUCUACUGAACAAGACUGCCAAAAUGCUUGUUUGAAUGAUUGCUUUUGUGCUGUUGCCAUUUAUAGAAGCAAUAGUUGCUGGAAAAAGAAACUGCCCUUGUCGAACGGGAGAAUAGACACCAGUUUGAACGCCAAAGCUUUUAUCAAAUUGAGAAAAGAUGGUGUUCUAAGGCCUCUAAGUCCUCCAAGUCCUGGCUUUCCAAUUCCGGAAUCUCAUCAAAAGCAGAGUUGGCGGAUUUUGGCAAUUUUGGCGUCCUCGCUCUUAGGUAGCUCCAUUAUGGUAAAUGUUCUUCUCAUUGGUGUAUUAUGUUGGGGAUUCUUCCACAUUUAUAAAAAGAAAGUGAACGUAUUUUGCCCUACAAGUCACGUGACGGACACUGUCUGUCAUAGUUUUACGUAUAAAGAUCUUGUAGUAGCCACGAAAGAGUUCAACGAAGAGCUAGGCAGGGGUGCAUUUGGGAUUGUUUACAAAGGUGUAAUGUCUAUCGGUUCAAGAAACGUAGUCGCUAUAAAGAAGCUGGAUAGAGUCGCUCAUGAGGCAGAGAAAGAUUUCAUGACUGAAGUAAAUGUGAUUAGUCAGACUCAUCACAAGAAUUUGGUCCGCCUGAUUGGAUAUUGUAACGAGGGACCUCAUCGUUUGUUGGUUUACGAGUAUAUGAGUAAUGGCACUCUUGCAAGUUUCAUUUUUGGUGAUCUGAAACCUACUUGGAGUCAGAGGACAAGUAUCGCGAUGGGGAUUGCAAGGGGACUUGCAUACCUCCACGAAGAGUGCAGUACACAGAUUAUCCAUUGUGACAUAAAGCCUCAGAACAUUCUCCUUGAUGACUAUCACGUUGCUCGAAUAUCAGAUUUUGGAGUGUCUAAGCUGUUGAUGAUCAAUCAGAGUCGAACGGAUACUAAUAUUAGAGGAACAAGAGGUUAUGUUGCUCCGGAGUGGUUCAGACAUAGUCCAGUCACGGUUAAGGUGGACGUUUACAGCUUUGGUAUACUACUACUAGAGAUCAUCACAUGCCGGAAAUGUUUGGAGAAUGAGGAAAGCUAUGGACUGGAGGCGAUUCUUGUGGAUUGGGUUGUUGAUUGUUUUCAACAAGGAAACUUGGAAGCUUUGGUGAGAAGUGAUAUCGAGGCCUUGAAUGACAAGAAGCAGCUCGAGAGGUUCGUGAUGGUUGGUAUUUGGUGCGUUCAGGAGGAUCCGUUAACGAGGCCUACUAUGAGGAAGGUCUGUCAAAUGCUUGAAGGAUCUGUUGAAGUGACAAUUCCACCAUGUUCAUGUAAUUUUAGCACAACUAUUUAACAUCAUAUGCCUCAUUUACGCGCGAUUUCCUCCUCUGUAUAGUACUUUUGAGUGGUCUAGUUGUAUUACUUUCUUUAAUGUUGAGUUCACUUUAAUAGUACUAAUGAUCUGUAUUGCUCAGACUCUUCAAAAAUGUCAUCGGGUGCAGCUCUUCACAUUUCCA